UGUUCAGAGUACCCAGAUAUGGUUGAGGAAAGCGUGUUGAGUUGUUCUUCUGUUGUAGCAUGGGAGAGCGGAGAUUUGGGACUAUGUGAUACGCCGCAGGGAUUUGAAGCAUCGCCUUUUUUCUCGGCACAAGAAGGUGUGUCAAGUUUUCCAUCUCUCCCUCCAUCGUUCCACGACCCGGCCUUCCCUGUCCCGCAAUACUCCGGCUCCUGGGAAGGCCUCGCUCAGCCCUACACUCAGUUCCUCCCCCUGACGCCCCCGCUCGCCGCCGACACGUAUCUCGCCGGAUCUUCGCCCGCCACGCCUUCGGUACCUUCGCCUCCUUAUGCGUGCCCUCCGGGCCCUUCCUCUUCCCAGAGUCUUUCCGGACGAGGGCUGAUGCCUUCCGUGUAUACCGGAGCGCUGACGCCCCCGGUGUCGCCCGCACCGACAGUUAUCGCCACGAACCUCGCCGCGCAGCAGGUUCGGGUCAUCACCCCGUCGGAGGUCUUGCCGUUGUCGGGGAAGCCCGUCGUGGCCAAGCAGACCAGGCAGAAGUUCCCCUGCUCCGACUGCGGCAAGUUGUACACCCAGCGGAGAGCCAGGGACCUGCACAUGCUCGUCCACACGGGAGAGCGCCCCUUCGUCUGCGACCGCUGCGGCGCCGCCUUCAACCGCCCCGGGACGCUCAAGGUGCACCGCAUCACGGAGGUCUGCCUCCGCAAGCACCGCAGGGCGUUCGACCAGCGGGCCAGCGCUCGGGCCGGGCGGGCGUGGGCGCACCGGACGUCAAUGGCCGCGCCCAAGUGAUUCUCGUGUAGUUUUUGUUCCUGUCGUUUUCUCAAUAAAACCUUA
Molecule: messenger RNA, 834 nt
Organism: Penaeus vannamei (Pacific white shrimp)
Lineage: Eukaryota; Metazoa; Arthropoda; Malacostraca; Decapoda; Penaeidae
Product: sal-like protein 4
Biological process (GO): regulation of transcription by RNA polymerase II
Molecular function (GO): RNA polymerase II cis-regulatory region sequence-specific DNA binding; DNA-binding transcription factor activity, RNA polymerase II-specific
Source: RefSeq, a predicted model, not a curated record